AUGCAGACUUCUUUGACGGCGGCGCUCUCGUGGCCUCCACCGAACCUAGAGAACCCUGAGACUCUGGCACCGGCCAACACGGUCAUUAUCACCACACUCCAUGUCAUCGUGACGGUCUUGCUUGUCAUACGGCUAUUUUCCCGUCGUUGGCUUUCGGGUGGACUGCGCUUGGAUGAUCUGCUCAUCGUCUUGGCAUAUAUCCCCACGACUCUCUAUGCUGCUGGAGGUAUACAUCAGGAGCUAGCACUCAAGAUAGACAGGCAUGUAUGGGAUUUUCCUAAAGAAAAUACCGUUGCUGCGUUCAAGAGCGCUCUUGCCGUCGGCAUCCUGUUCGCCGCCGCGACAACCCUGACCAAGUUGUCGAUGCUGGCUCUCAUCUAUCGCAUAACGUCUGCAGCUGCUCAACAUGUCACCCGAUGCCUCGUACUGCUGGUCAUCACCAUAGUCGCGGUUGAUGGUGUCAUCUUUAUACUGGUGGAGCUCACGCAGUGCAUGCCCCUGGACCUCUUCUGGACGCCGUCAUUCACACCCCAAAACUGCAUCAACCAGGCAGACCACCUCCUGGCUGCUGGCAUCAUCAACACCGUCACCGACUUCAUCAUAGUGCUGCUCCCGAUAAAGACGAUCCUCGGCCUGAACUUGCCGCGGCGCCAGCUUGUCGGCAUACAAGUGCUCCUCGGUGGUGGUGUGCUGGCUACCAUUGUUGGAGCUGUCAGGGUCUACUUCACCUGGGAAUCACACCACGCCACCGACGGCGACAUAACUUGGCGAUCGCAUCUUGUUAUUGCUCUGAGUGCCUUGGAGCUAUACAUUGGAAUUUUCUGCGCAUCACUCCCCGCUACGAAGCCCUUCUUCGAACGUCUCGGGCCGCGGCUCUUUAGUCCAUUCAGAUCCAUGUCGGUUAUCGAGCCGCUCAGCAUGAGGAGGAGCCAUCCAAAGCCCGACGACGACGAGAGCGCGAUCGGUUCCGCCAACCUCACAGCACGACAGAGCAGCUGGGGAAGUGCCACCAUGGCUUCAUUAAAGUCGCCCCCGCCCGCUUACACUCAGGUACCCAAGCGGUCUACCAAGCCGCCGACCAGGUCUUUCCUGCCGUACAUUGGGACCCAGCAACAAAAGUUUGCUUGGAAACCACUCAUAUCCCCGCCCGUCAUCACGUCGCCCAUCACACCGACCUUUCGCGUCAGGAACAACAUGCCGUCGUUGCAAUCGGCCAUGGGCAUGCCACCACCCCCGCUUACCUCCCCCAACCCGCCUCCUUCGGCACCCCAGGCCAGCACAACCGGGCCGCACUCUUCCAAGGGCGCCACUGCCCCUGGUUCCGCACACUCAAGCACCUCAUCCUUGAACCUCAACAAACCUCUCCCAAAAUUGAACGCGCCAGAGCUUGAAUGGCGGAACAUCCGCGCCUCAAAGACACAGUCGUACCCGAUGCGACAGAGCAAUCUCUCCAAGGAGCGCAUCACGUCCCUCAGGCCACCACCACCGCCACUGGCAGCGGCAGCAGCAGCCGCGAGCCCGCGAGGGCCAAACUUGAGCGUCCCAUCAUAUGCGACCCCCUCCAGGCCUGUCUUCUCGGCGCACUCGUCGAGCGUUUUUGACUUUGUCGCGCACGACGACGGCCACAUUUCUGUACACAAAACCCCGCGAAUACCCGAGGAGCGAUGA
Molecule: messenger RNA, 1668 nt
Organism: Pyricularia pennisetigena
Lineage: Eukaryota; Fungi; Ascomycota; Sordariomycetes; Magnaporthales; Pyriculariaceae
Exons: 4
Coding region: 1-1668 (555 amino acids)
Source: RefSeq, a predicted model, not a curated record